Staurois parvus is the source of this 339-nucleotide messenger RNA. The record is from the annotation of a GenBank genome assembly. Lineage: Eukaryota; Metazoa; Chordata; Amphibia; Anura; Ranidae.
GUGAGCUGUGAUUGGUCACAGCUUGUCACAUGGUACAAGGCUGUUGUAAAUAGCCUUGUACCAUGUGACCUCUGUGAUCAUUCACAGAUUUCACUAGUAGUAAGCAAUGAUGUCAGAAGUGACAUCUUGCUUUCUACUAUUGAUGUGAUCACUGAUUGACCAAUCAGUGAUCACAUGAUCGGGACCUCGCAGCGGAUCGCGAUGCUGCUCACUCCUAGGGAGCUCGCACAAGCAGGGAAGUGUAGUUGUAAACCCUUAGGCUGGCCAUACAUUAUACAAUUUUCUUGAUAUUUUUGGUUUAGAUUUAUCAAAAACCAUAUAAUAGGAGGUCAAACCUAA